Molecule: messenger RNA, 2302 nt
Organism: Amaranthus tricolor (Joseph's coat)
Lineage: Eukaryota; Viridiplantae; Streptophyta; Magnoliopsida; Caryophyllales; Amaranthaceae
Product: NADP-dependent malic enzyme
Exons: 19
Coding region: 208-2037 (609 amino acids)
Biological process (GO): pyruvate metabolic process; malate metabolic process
Cellular component (GO): chloroplast
Molecular function (GO): NAD binding; malate dehydrogenase (decarboxylating) (NAD+) activity; malate dehydrogenase (decarboxylating) (NADP+) activity
Source: RefSeq, a predicted model, not a curated record
AUUUUACAUUCUCACCUACAAUUUACAAAUAUUUCUAUAUUUUCUAUUUUUAUUCUUUUCCAACUAACUUGGGUAUAAUCUCUCCUCAAUUAGACCCCUUUCCAUAAUACCCAAAAAUAAUACAAAAAAUAAUACUUCUCUCGAAGAGACCGUCUUUCACGAUAAUUUGUGAAAUAAUACUCUUAAUUUUCCAAAAAUUCAAAAAAAAUGAUGGCUUUUAACAAGCCCCAUUUCCUGAGAUUCUUGAAUUGGAGGAAAGAAAAAAGGGUGAUUAGAGGAAUAAUGGGAAGUCGUAGUGUUUUGGAGGAGAUGACUCAAGGAUCCAACAGUGUUGCUGGUGUUAAGGAUUUCUAUGGUGAGGAUUCUGCCACCGAGGAUCAGCCUGUUACUCCUUGGGCCUUUUCUGUUGCUAGUGGAUUUACAUUGCUGAGGGAUCCCCAUCACAACAAAGGGCUUGCAUUUACAGAUAAAGAAAGAGAUGCUCACUACUUACGCGGUCUAUUACCUCCGUCUGUUCUAUCCCAGGAGCUCCAGGAAAAGAAGUUUUUGACCCUCCUUCGUCAAUAUCAAGUUCCCUUGCAUAAAUACAUGGCCAUGAUGGAUCUUCAGGAGAGGAACGAGAAGCUAUUUUAUAAGCUUCUUAUCGACCAUGUAGAAGAACUGCUACCGCUUGUGUAUACUCCAACUGUUGGUGAGGCCUGCCAAAAGUACGGAAGUAUUUUUAGACGCCCUCAAGGUCUUUUCAUUAGCUUAAAGGAUAAGGGGAAGAUUCUCGAGAUUUUGAAGAACUGGCAUGAAAAAGAUAUUCAAGUUAUAGUCGUAACUGAUGGUGAACGUAUUCUUGGACUAGGAGAUCUUGGCUGUCAGGGAAUGGGCAUACCCGUUGGAAAACUUUCGUUGUACACAGCACUUGGUGGAGUUCGCCCUUCAGCAUGCUUGCCUAUAACCCUUGACGUUGGCACAAACAAUGAAGAUCUUUUGAAUGACGAGUUUUAUAUUGGAUUGAGACAAAAGCGGGCUACAGGGUCGGAAUACGCUGAGUUUGUUCACGAGUUUAUGUCUGCUGUUAAGCAAAACUAUGGGGAGAAAAUCCUCAUACAGUUCGAAGAUUUUGCAAACCAUAAUGCGUUUGAACUGCUGGAAAAAUAUCGCACUACUCAUCUUGUCUUUAACGAUGACAUUCAGGGUACUGCCUCUGUGGUUCUUGCAGGGCUUAUUGCUUCGUUGAAGCUUCUGGGAGGAAACUUGGCUGACCAUACGUUCCUAUUCCUUGGCGCUGGUGAAGCUGGAACCGGUAUUGCAGAGCUUAUAGCACUUGAGAUGUCGAAGAAGACAAAUUCUCCAAUCGAAGAAAUGCGUAAAAAGAUCUGGCUUGUCGACUCCAAGGGACUUGUUGUCAGCUCUAGGAAGGAGUCGCUUCAAUCAUUCAAGCUGCCGUGGGCUCAUGAUUUUGAACCAGUCACAACUCUUCUAGAGGCAGUUCAGACAAUCAGGCCCACUGUGCUGAUUGGUACUUCUGGUAAAGGAAAGACAUUUACUAAGGAGGUGGUUGAAGCUAUGUCAUCUAUCAAUUCGAAACCUCUUAUUCUGGCUCUAUCAAACCCUACCUCACAGGCGGAAUGUACAGCCGAGGAGGCCUACAAUUGGAGUCAAGGGAAGGCAAUAUUUGCCAGUGGAAGUCCAUUCGAUCCUGUUGAAUACGAAGGAAAAACUUUCGUCCCUGGCCAGGCAAAUAAUGCAUACAUAUUCCCGGGUUUUGGUUUGGGUCUGAUAAUGUGUGGUGCAAUUCGCAUACAUGAUGACAUGCUUUUGGCUGCCUCUGAGGCAUUGGCUUCACAAGUUACUGAGGAGCAUUUAGCAAAGGGACUUAUCUAUCCGCCAUACAAGGACAUCCGAAAGAUAUCUGCUCAUAUUGCUGCUAAAGUAGCAGAAAAGGCUUAUGAACUUGGCUUGGCUGGUCGUCUUCCAAAACCCGAAAAUCUUGUAAAGUUCGCUGAGAGAUGCAUGUACAGCCCUGUUUACAGAAAUUACCGUUGAAUUUCUUGCAGUUUUUUGAGGUUCCUGCAGCUCUUGUUACCCUUAUUGGCUUUUGGGUACUACUAUAUGGUUUUUGUGCAAUUUUGAUCAUAUAUUUGUUAUGAUGUAAUUGUUGAGAAUGUAGUUGAUAAGUUUGUUUGGAAAAUAUCUAAUUAGGUAAUUGUUCAUUAAUUCUAAUACUUUAUGAAUUAGUAGUAUAAUACAAAAAAAUUAUGUAAUAAAUUCUCGAUUAAUAAUCCGAUAAAUUACUAUACUUUAUCAUCAA